CAUCUUUCAGCGAACGCAAGGCCCGGAGGAAGCAGGAACGGGCUGCGGCGAACAAAACGAACUCCGAUUUCGAUUGGACGAAUUUUGAUGACUGGUAUCUGCUGCUAGACGAGGAUCUUUUCUUCGAGGGCUCCGUGCCGCAGUUUGGGCGCAAUUUUGAUGCCUGGAGCGGGUCUCAACGAACUGGAAACGCGACGUCCUCCAACCAAACGGGGAAAGACGCACAACCGGGACGACGCGACGACCCAAAGCGUGGUGACGCAGGAAGCCGGACUGCAGGAGACCGUGGCGAAGACGAGGCACAUCGCGGUGGACAGCAACAGCCGGAUCAUGGUUACGAAGAGGACUACGACGAGGACUGGGCAAGGGAGCAGCAGCAACGGCAAGAAGAGGAAGCUAAGCACUGGCGCAACCAAUACACGGACGACGAGU
Messenger RNA from Amoebophrya sp. A25, 432 nucleotides. Lineage: Eukaryota; Dinophyceae; Syndiniales; Amoebophryaceae. The record is from the annotation of a GenBank genome assembly.